This is a messenger RNA of Arachis duranensis, 1124 nucleotides long. Its product is annotated as ethylene-responsive transcription factor 3. Bases 229 to 849 code for a protein of 206 amino acids. The record is from RefSeq and is a predicted model, not a curated record. Gene Ontology annotation, biological process: regulation of DNA-templated transcription. Gene Ontology annotation, molecular function: DNA binding; DNA-binding transcription factor activity. The transcript has a single exon. Lineage: Eukaryota; Viridiplantae; Streptophyta; Magnoliopsida; Fabales; Fabaceae.
CCCAUCUCUCAUUCCGGAGAGAGCAAACUUUUAGUAAGAGAAAGAAAGAAGUACCGACCGAGAGAGAGAGAGAGGGGGGACAAAGAGAGAGAGAGAGAUGGAGAAGCAAGAUUAAGAGAUUCCCCUUGGUGGUGGCUACUGGCUGGUGUGGUGUGAGCUUCUGCUUCUUCUUCUGCUUCUCCACUCAUAUUCUUCCCCUCAAACCCUCUCUCUUUUCACAUAACACCCAUGCCCCGAGCCAGACCCACCGAUCCACCAACCAAAGCACCAUCAUCGAUAAACCCUAACGAACCAGCGACCCAAACCCGUUUUCGCGGUGUCCGAAAGAGACCAUGGGGCCGCUUCGCCGCCGAGAUCAGAGACCCAUGGAAGAAGUCCCGGGUCUGGUUGGGUACCUUCGACACCGCCGAGGCUGCAGCCCGGGCCUACGACGCCGCCGCCCGCUCCUUCCGCGGGCCCAAAGCCAAGACCAACUUCCCCCUCCCCGGCCCACCCGAGCCCGCCUCUGAUCUCAUCAUCUCCAAGUUCGAUCCGGUCCAGGCCAGCCGCCCCACCAGCAGCGGCAUGAGCAGCACGGUCGAGUCCUUCAGCGGCCCUAGGGUUUCCAAUCCUCUUCCCUCGAUGGUCCCCCGAAGGCCCGUGAACCCUAUCGCACUUGAAGAUUGUCACAGCGACUGCGAUUCCUCCUCCUCCGUCGUUGACGACGAUGAUGACUGCGUCCUUACCUCUUCUUUCCGCCGCAAGCCUCUACCCUUCGAUCUGAACCUCCCCGCGCCGGAUGCCGACGAUGUCGCAACCGCCGGAGAUCUCGCCGCCGAUGAGCUAUGCGUCACUGCGCUGCGCCUCUGACAGCAAGCCGGUGAUGGAAAAUGACGGAAGAGAAUCGAUUUUUAUUUUCUCUCUUUUUUUUUUCUUUUAAUUAUAAUUUUGAAAUUUGCAAUGAAGGGUUGCUGAGGCCUUUAAAAUUUAAAAGGAAGAGGAAAGAAAGAAAUUGGAGUAUGAUUUAGAUUGUUUUUAUGUUGUAGAAUAGUUAUUGUUGUCUUUGUUGUGUGAUGCAUCACAAUCUGUGUUGUUGUAAGUUAUUUGGAUCCUUUUCUCUCAUAACAUAUCUCUCUAGUUCUCUA